AGUCGCAUACUUGAGGACGCAUCUAUCAUGUGCAACUCUUGGUCACCGAGGCAUAACGGGGACCUGUUUAGCGGGCUGAACGACGGCCUGCUGACGCGCGCCGAGGCGCUGGCCGCCGUGGACAUCGGCAAGCACCAGAACAGCUCGCCGCCGGUGCUGCCGCAGCUCAAGCACGACAUGAUGUAUCACCCCGGCAUGGGCGGGCCGCACCCGGUCCCCAACGCUCGCCCGCACCAGAUGGGCCACCACGGCAUGGACGGCCUCGACAUGCUCGACCCCAUCUCCAGCACCUCCAUGACGACGCUGACGCCCAUGGACGGCGGCGGCGGGGGCGGCGGGGGCGGCCACCCGGGCCACCACCCGCAGCUGCACGCGCCCUCCGUGUACGGCCCGGCCGCCAUGAACACCAUGAUGUCGGGCCACCACCACCACCACCACCACCACCACGGCGGGGCGCUGCCGCCGCCGCCGCACCACCCGCCGCCUCACCACCACCACCACCCGGCCAUGGCGGCGGCGGCGGCGGCGGCGGCGGCGGCGGGGCUGCACCCCGACUCGGACACGGACCCGCGCGAGCUGGAGGCGUUCGCCGAGAGGUUCAAGCAGCGGCGCAUCAAGCUGGGCGUGACGCAGGCCGACGUGGGCAAGGCGCUGGCCAACCUGAAGCUGCCCGGCGUGGGGGCGCUGUCCCAGUCCACCAUCUGCCGCUUCGAGUCGCUCACGCUGUCGCACAACAACAUGAUCGCGCUGAAGCCCAUCCUGCAGGCGUGGCUGGAGGAGGCGGAGGCGCAGGCCAAGAACAAGCGGCGCGACCCUGACGCGCCCAGCGUGCUGCCCGCCGGCGAGAAGAAGCGCAAGCGCACCUCCAUAGCGGCGCCCGAGAAGCGCUCCCUGGAGGCGUACUUCGCGGUGCAGCCGCGGCCGUCGGGCGAGAAGAUCGCCGCCAUCGCCGAGAAGCUGGACCUCAAGAAGAACGUGGUGCGCGUGUGGUUCUGCAACCAGAGACAGAAGCAGAAGCGCAUGAAGUUCGCGGCGCAGCACUGA
This is a messenger RNA of Bacillus rossius redtenbacheri, 1044 nucleotides long. RefSeq names its product inhibitory POU protein-like. The record is from RefSeq and is a predicted model, not a curated record. NCBI's taxonomy places the organism in Eukaryota, Metazoa, Arthropoda, Insecta, Phasmatodea, Bacillidae. The coding region runs from base 28 to 1044 and encodes 338 amino acids. Gene Ontology annotation, molecular function: RNA polymerase II cis-regulatory region sequence-specific DNA binding; DNA-binding transcription factor activity, RNA polymerase II-specific. The transcript is spliced from 3 exons. Gene Ontology annotation, biological process: regulation of transcription by RNA polymerase II.